Molecule: messenger RNA, 486 nt
Organism: Thelazia callipaeda (thelaziosis nematode)
Lineage: Eukaryota; Metazoa; Nematoda; Chromadorea; Rhabditida; Thelaziidae
Source: the annotation of a GenBank genome assembly
AUGCAUCAUCGAGGAGGAAUACUGCUUUAUUUGUGCAUUUUUGCUAUUGUACAGUAUACAGAAGUAAGGGCAACGAAAGUAUCAAAAAUUAAUGGACUAACAAGUGCGAAUAAGAGUAAAUCUGAUAUUGCUGACAUGGAUAUUAUGACAUUUCAAGAUGACGGGAUAGAUACGGAACAUGAACCACAACACGAUUCUCCAUUGCCUAGAUCAGAAUCUAGACACAAGCAUGGCGUAGAAAGUAAUGUUGAUCUAGAUGCUUUUGGACGAAUAAAACGUAGUUGUGGAGGUGGUUGCGGUGGUUGCGGAGGUGGUUGCGGUGGUUGUGGUGGUUGUGGUAGUUGCGGUUGUUGUACAUGUUGUCAAAAGUCUUGUUGCACAACUUGUACUACAGUUACAACAUGUUGUAAGACGUGCUGCCAGCAAAGUUGUUGUCAGUCAUGUGGAUGCGGUGGAUGUUGUUGUGGUGGUGGUGGUGGUGGUGGU